AUGUCGAUGCCUCCUCCGCCUGUGCCUGGCUCUUCGAAGCAAACCUCCCGAUCGGGAAGCAUGUCCAUGCCUCCUCCACCCGUCCCUGACGCCUCGAAGUCGAGCAAGAACGAGAUAUCCGAAGGAACAAGCUCGUCAAUGUCUACUCCAGCAGUUCCCGGCUCGUCCAAGACCAAGAAGAAGAAGAACAAGAGCAAGAAAAAGGCUCCCAAUCCCCAGCCAGCAGCAGAAGACACUGUCGAGCACGAGUUCUACGCUUCUCCAAUUCAAGAACUCGGCUUCGACACCACCCAAAUGAGCUCGACACAAUUCCGCAACACCGCGCGCCAAACUAAACCGGCUUCCCCUCCCACCUCCCUCCCCAUGGUCCACUAUGCGACUCUCUUCGACUCGAAACGCCUCGAUGGCCAUACAGUCCGCUCCGCGCACUCCUCCGAGCGCUUCAUCGGUGGAAGCCCAACCAAUGCCGCAGCUUACGAGGCAGGCGGCUAUACUCUUCGCCUCUACUUCCCCGCCACGGAAACUUCCCCCGCGCAUUUUGCGGAUUGCAUGGUUUGCGACCCGGACUUUUGUCGGGAUGAGAGGUGUCGAGCGGGUAUGCCUGCUCGGGUGAGACCUUCUAUCGGAGUUGUACAAAAGACACCUAGCGUGUUGCCUUUUGUACAUUGGGGCGAUUGUAGCGAGAAUGAGAAAGGGGAGAUUGGGUUCUACCCGGGAGUUGUCAGUGACUAUUCGAAGGGAUUGAUUGUACCCGGCGAGACGCGGGAGAUGGAGAUGGAGUUCCACAAUGGGUUUGAGAAGAUGAUGUUGAUGACUAGGGUUUGCAUGGAGGAUUGUUUCAUCUGCGAGUUCUGGGGGGAAAAGGCGAAGAAGGCGGUGGCUAUGUUGGACGCGAAGGACAAGAAGAAGGCGGAGAAAGCGCAGAGGAAGACGAGCGUGGAGAAGGCAAUGGGCGAGAUGAGUAUGGCGGGCAGCGGCGGAAAGGUUGCGGACAAGGGACAGGGUUGA
This is a messenger RNA of Ramularia collo-cygni, 1008 nucleotides long. RefSeq lists its product as uncharacterized. Bases 1 to 1008 code for a protein of 335 amino acids. The transcript has a single exon. The record is from RefSeq and is a predicted model, not a curated record. NCBI's taxonomy places the organism in Eukaryota, Fungi, Ascomycota, Dothideomycetes, Mycosphaerellales, Mycosphaerellaceae.